GAAAAAAAAGAAAGAAUGGAAGGACCACCAACCUCUCUAAAAUCUCCCCCAGCUCUCUAUAGACGACGAGAGAAGCAAAGCCAGAGAGCAUAGAAGCUUUAUGAUCUCCAAAAGUAGUUUUUUUUUCCCCUUUCUUCCUGCUUUCACUCUUCUCCCCUGCAGGUCGAUGGGAAUCUCUCUUUCCUCGUUUAGGGUUUAGAAAGCCCUUCAACAAGUUUCAAUUUUGACCUAUUUCUUCGUAGCUUGUGCGAAGAAUCUGCAUCGAGAGCUUUUCCGGCGAGAUGAUGAUGUUGAAGAGCGGCGAUUCGAAUCUGAACCGAAUCUCGCAGGAUUUCGGGGAAUCGGCAAUGGGAAGCUUGAAGCAAGCAAUUCUGGAGCAGGACUUUACUUUUCGUAAACAGCUUCGAGAGUUGCAUCGCUUAUAUUGGACCCAGAAACACCUGAUGAACGAGCUCUGUCAGAACGGGCAGGUUGGAAAUGCUCUGUUGAGGAAUGAGAGUGCUUUGCUCAGAAAUCAUCAGAGAAAUUUCAACCUUCAACUUCCAGCUGAUGUUUUUAUCAGCAUCGACCAGAAGAAUCAUAAUAAUCACCUUUCAGAGACAGAUCUCUCCAAGUCCAGGAGGAAAUUUGCUGUUGAAAAGAGCUUGCUCUCCUCAUUUGGUUCUGGUUACAAUGAGAUUAUUGAUUUGGAGGAUUCUGUGGAUUUAGAUAGCCAUGAGAAGGAAAAGGUGAGCUUGAAAGAGAAUCAUGUGUGUUGUGAGUACUCUUCUAUGGUUCAUUUUGGUGAGGCACAUGAUAGAAGAUUGAAAGAGCAGAUCGCUCAUGUUUCCUGUGUUGGAAUUGAUGAUUCUAGCUUGGAUUAUGUAAAUGAUCGCUAUAGAAAUACACAUGAAUCUGAACCAGCACUUUUUGACCUUAAUAUGCCCGUUAGGGAUUCAGGUGUUCAUAAUAGCUCAGAAGAUUCUAUUCUGGCUGAUAAUAAUACAAAGAAUUUUGAGCAUAAUGUGAGCAUAGUGGAUAAUAAUGUUCUGUCAUCUGCUUAUCCUGUAGAAGGAACAACAGGUUCUAGUGAUGGAGCUCUAAUUAUCAUAAAUGAAACUCCAAUUCCGUCCAUUGAGCUAACUAAGCAAGAAAAAGGAAGAGAUUCAAUAGAGAAUCUAAGUAAUCAUGAGGAAAGUGAAGAAGAUACCUUAUCAAGUCACACCUCAGACCAACAAAAUGCAUUACUUGGAAAGUCUUAUAGUGGAUAUAACUCUAAUGACAUUAGGGAGAGUAGCUCUUAUGAAAAAGGCAUUCGAGAACCUGCUACUCUUUCAAUUACUGAUGAUUCUGUAAUCACUCAGUCGCAUUCUACAGAAAAUGAAAUGUCUUAUUUUGGUAAUUUCAAGUCUGAAGAACAGGAUAUUGCCACUACAGAAGCUGCACAGGCUCUAAUGGCUAUUUCUUUCGGAAGGUCGGAGAUUACAUCAAAGAAAUUUGAUGUCAUUGAAGUUGCAGAAGUCCCAUUUAAUGAUGAGACUGAUCAGCUUCAGGAUUCUUCUGAUUCUUUUGAAACUAUGACAAUGCACUUAAUUGAGAUACAAAAUGAUGAUAUAAUGCCUGAUAUACCGAGAUUGAAUGUGGAAGAGAAGGAGGAAAGGAUGAUCAGGUCGAAAAGGGGGAAGGGGCUUCAAAAUUUUCAGAAGGACAUAUUGCCUGGGCUUGUGUCCCUUACUAGGCACGAAAUUUGUGAAGACCUGUAUAGCAUAAACUACAAGUUCAGAAGACAUACUUCUAGUAACGCACGGAGCUUCUUUGCUCCAGUUACAAGAAGGAGAUCAAGGAUCUGUUCUGGGCGUCGGCAGCGCCGGAGCUUUCCAUGGUGAAUGAGGAUUCUGUCUGAAGCAAUUUACGUCAUGAAGCUGAUUCAAGGUAGGUAUAAUAAGUUGAUGAAGCUCUCUAAAAUUGCCAUCUUUGCAACAUUGCAUUCACAAUUUUGUAUGUCAGUUGAAUAUGUUUGCCUAAAUGAGUGCUUGAAAAGGAGAAAGAAAAUUACUCGUUCAAGAUUUCACAGUUUGCAAUUAUUUUUUCAAAUUGUCAAGACAUGGCAAUUCUAAGUCUGUGGUGAUGCCGUGAUGGAAUGGAAUCAUGGAUUACAUGAUAAACAAAUCAUGGAAGGAACAUUUUAGUGCUUUAUGAGGAUAUUGGAUCUUUCUUUUCUAGCCAGUAUUCCUACACUAAAGUUUCACUCCCUCAAAACAACCCUGAAUCUGUUGACUGGAUUGGAAUGCCAGUAUUCUCAUAUAUAAGUUCUAUUAAUCCUUGAUUUC
Molecule: messenger RNA, 2309 nt
Organism: Dendrobium catenatum
Lineage: Eukaryota; Viridiplantae; Streptophyta; Magnoliopsida; Asparagales; Orchidaceae
Exons: 3
Coding region: 282-1865 (527 amino acids)
Source: RefSeq, a predicted model, not a curated record